Messenger RNA from Maniola jurtina (meadow brown), 8892 nucleotides. RefSeq names its product protein transport protein Sec24A (gene Sec24AB). Gene Ontology annotation, biological process: intracellular protein transport; COPII-coated vesicle cargo loading; endoplasmic reticulum to Golgi vesicle-mediated transport. The record is from RefSeq and is a predicted model, not a curated record. The transcript has 16 exons. Gene Ontology annotation, cellular component: endoplasmic reticulum exit site; COPII vesicle coat. Gene Ontology annotation, molecular function: SNARE binding; zinc ion binding. NCBI's taxonomy places the organism in Eukaryota, Metazoa, Arthropoda, Insecta, Lepidoptera, Nymphalidae. The coding region runs from base 198 to 4004 and encodes 1268 amino acids.
AAAAAUCGCUCUUUCCCGCCAGUAGAGGGCGCUUGCAAUCGCUCGGCCACGUAAGUCAGGGUCGUUUUUCCUUCACAGUUUUAUUUUAUCACGUUAAUUUUGGCUUCCGUGAUAAUAUGUGAGGAUGGUUUAACAACACCAACGCGUGUGUAAAGUUUUCCAAGCUCAAAAGUCGCCUAUCGAGCGAUUGACAAGCCAUGGCCCAUAUACCAAACCCAUAUAACAAUGUUCCUGGCCAACAAAACUCGAAUCCCGGAGCGUUCCAGCAAUAUGACCGAAUGCCACCGAGCCAGUUGCCUGGGACCUUGAAACAAGAUGGAAAUUUGAACAACCCAGGCCCAAUAGCAGGAUUUAAUAGCCAAAAUAAUUUAAAUCAGAGUGCAAGUAGUUCGCCAGCUUUCAACCAUCCCGGAAUGAUGCCACCACCUACAAGCUUACAGUCAUCACCUGUGCGGCCACUGAAACCUAUAAGUAAUCAACCUCCAAUGCAAAACAUCCAGAACAUUCCAAUGAGUUCCCCCAGUGUACAUGCUAAGCCUAAUACUGGCCCUUCAUCAUCACCAUACCCCCCUAAUGCCCAACAUCAAAUUAAUAACAAUGCUCCACCUUUAAUCCCCUCUAGUCAAUAUAGUCAACCUGUAAUGAAUGGCCCAAUGCCUGGCCCCAAUCAAAGACCAAUUAACCAAUAUCCUCCACCUUCAAGCUCCUUUAGUCCAUCACCAUUAGGAAACCAAACCCCAAUAAGUAGUAGUAAUGCACCAAUGAAUCCUGCUUUCGGGAAUCAGAGACCCCCAACAUCUAUGCCACCUGGUUUAAUAAACCAACCAAAUACUCCAUUAAGUGGACCUUUGACUGGUCCUAGAAAUAGUCCGCUAACAAUUGCUUCACAGGGCAAUGCCCCUACAUCGAGUGUGUCAAACUUUGCACCGCCUAUAGGGCCAUUAAGAAGUAAUAUAAUUAAUGGCCCAAGUGUACAACCAACAAUAUCUGCACCAAUGAGUGGCUCAAUGCCACCUAAAGGCUUACCAACUGGGUCAUCUAUGCAAGACCUUCAUAGAUCAAAGCUUGGACCACAGACUAGCCAACCACAACCCCAAAACCAGCAUAACAAUGGCCCUUCCACACAAAUGACUCGACCACCUUUGCCAAAUAUGCCUCCAAUGCCACCAAUGCAACAAGGUUUACAAAGUGGCCCACCGCUGCCACCAAUGCAACAAGGUACACAAAGUGGACAACUAAUGCCACCAAUGAGCCAGUCAGGAUUACAAAGUGGACCACCAAAAAUGCCACCAAUGAAUCUACAAAGUGGACCACCAACAAUGCCAUCAAUGAAUCAACCAGGAUUACAAAGUGGACCACUUACAAUGCCACCAAUGAGUCAACCAGGAUUACAAAGUGGACCACCAAAAAUGCCACCAAUGAAUCAACCAGGAUUACAAAGUGGACCACCUACAAUGCCACCAAUGACUCAACCAGGAUUACAAAGUGGACCACCUACAAUGCCACCAAUGAGUCAACCAGGAUUACAAAGUGGACCCCCAAUAAUGGCGCCAAUGAGUCAACCAAUGCCUGGCCCAGCGAGUGGGCCAGCAACAAAUAUGCAGAACAGAUACCCACAGAUGCAGUACUCAGAUCAGCAACAAAGGCAAAUGCAGCAGAAUAUAUCAAAGCAGUUUCCGACAAACAACAUGUAUGGUGUUACUCAACAAAUGGGUCAGCUGAGUGUGACAAAGCAAGGCUUUGACCAAUUGUGGGGACAUCAGAUGGUUGACUUACUGCAGUGUAAGCACAUAUUGCCUGAAUAUCCCGAGGAUCCCCCGGAAAUACGGCUCGGCCACCAGUUUGCCGAUUCACCAAACUGUAGUCCAGAGAUAUUCAGAUGUACAGUGAACCGAAUUCCCGAAACCAACUCUUUACUGCAGAAGUCUAGAUUACCUUUGGGUAUACUGAUACAUCCAUUUAAAGACUUGAAUCAUCUACCAGUCAUACAAUGCACGACAAUAGUGCGGUGUCGUGCAUGCCGCACCUACAUUAAUCCUUUCGUGUACUUCGUCGACGCGAAGCGGUGGAAAUGCAAUCUUUGCUAUCGAGUCAACGAUUUACCAGAAGAAUUUCAGUACGACCCGGUAAGCCGGUCGUACGGCGACCCAUCCCGGCGGCCGGAGAUCAAGUCGGCUACCAUAGAGUUCAUCGCGCCCAGCGAAUACAUGCUGCGGCCGCCGCAACCCGCUGUCUACUUGUUCCUUCUAGACGUUUCGCAGAUCGCGAGGGAGUCUGGGUAUCUGCAGGUUGUCUGCGAUACACUGAAGAGCAAUCUGGAACAAUUACCGGGCGACGCGCGCACGCAGAUUGGCUUCAUCUGCUACGAUGCGCAUGUCCACUACUACUUGAUGAGCGAUGGCCUCACUAGACCCAAGGAGAUGACAGUUCUCGAUAUUGACGAUAUAUUCCUGCCAUCGCCAGAGUCCUUGCUAGUGAAUCUAGGCGAAUAUAUGGAGCUGAUAAAAGAGCUCCUCACGAUUCUGCCACAACGAUACUCAGCACCUGGUGUGCCUGCCUCAGCGCUCGGUGCCGCUUUACAAGCCGCUUACAAACUUAUGGCUCCAACGGGAGGUCGAAUCACAGUCUUCCAAACAUGUUUACCUAAUAUCGGCCCUGGAGCAUUACAAUCGAGAGAAGAUCCCAACGCUCGCUCGUCCAAAGAUGUGGCUCACUUGAACCCAGCCACGGACUUCUAUAAGCGGUUAGCGCUGGACUGCAGCGGGGCUCAAGUGGCAGUUGAUUUGUUCCUUCUCAGCUCGCAAUACUGUGACCUCGCUACACUCAGUGGUAUGAGCAAAUUCAGCGCAGGCACCGUAUACCACAUCCCGUUGUUCCGAGCGCAGCGCGCGUGGCAGUCGGAGCAACUCACGCACAUGUUCACCAGAUAUCUCACGCGCAAGAUCGGCUUUGAGGCGGUGUUGAGAGUCAGGUGUACAAGAGGUGUAUCAGUCCACACGUUCCACGGAAACUUCUUCGUGCGAUCGACAGACCUACUCUCGCUACCCAACGUGUCACCAGAUGCAGGCUUCGGCAUGCAACUCACGAUAGAGGAAUCAUUGGCUGAUUUACAGCAAGUCUGCUUCCAGGCCGCGUUACUUUAUACAAGUAGUAAAGGUGAAAGAAGGAUACGAGUGCACACGCUAGCUUUGCCCACUGCUAACACGCUACCCGACGUCUUACAUUCGGCCGAUCAGCAGUGCAUCGUCGGAUUGCUUAGCAAAAUGGCCGUGGACCGUUGCGCAACAGCAUCCAUGUCGGAGGCUAAAGAGGCUCUAAUCAACGUGGCAGUGGACAUGCUGUCAGCGCACAGGCUCGCGCAGAACCUGCCCGUGGGCUCGGUCAGUUCCGCCCUCCACGCGCCCGUGUCCAUGAGACUACUGCCGCUGUACAUACUGGCGCUAUUGAAAAGAAAAGCAUUCCGCACGGGCACGUCGACGAGACUAGACGAGCGAGUAGCGGACAUGUGCUUCAUGAAGAGUGCGCCGCUAUGCCAAGUGAUGCGCGCCGUGUACCCCGACCUUUACGCGCUACACACGCUGAGCGAGCACGUGCGGCGCGACAAGGAGGGCAUGGACGUGCCCGACCCGCCGCGCCUGCAGCUGACCGCCGAGAGAAUCAACAUUACUGGAGCGUACCUAUUAGACGACGGCGAGAAUAUGAUAAUCUACGUGUGCCACGGAAUCAGUCCCGCGUUCCUAUCAGAGACCUUCGGCGUGGCGUCCUUCAACCAUCUGCCGGACGAGGCCAGGAGUGUGCCCAAACUGGAGGCAGAUGGAAAUGAGCUACUACACGCGUUCAUCGACAAACUGAAUGAUGACCGGCCUUACCCAGCCAGCGUGUUAAUGCUUAGAGAUAACUCGGCAUCACGGCAACUAUUCACGGAGCGCCUUGUCGAAGACAGGGUAGAGUCCGCGCUGUCAUACUACGAGUUCUUACAGCACGUCAAAACGCAAGUGAAAUGAGUGCGGACUGACUCGCGAGUGACACGUUUGCCCGCUUAUUCCGUAACCUUGUUGACAUUGGAUGAUGAUGGAUGGAUGGAUGACAUUAGAUGGAUGGAUGACAUUGGAUGGAUAGAGCGCGACCGUAGCGACACACGACGGAAAUAUGUUCAAUGCGGCUCGUAGUUGUAAUACAAGGAACUGUAUGAAGGCGUUCACAUUGCGCUGCUAUAACUUGUGCCAAUAAAGAAACGAAUUGAAAAUGGCAACGUUCAUCAUUCCUUCUCGCUUACAUAUAUACGUGUAUAGUGUGUGAGUGAGAUGGAAUGAUUAGCGCUUGGUUUUUAUUCGUUUAUUAGCACAAGUUGAAAUUAAAUGGAAAUGUAUGAAGACGAUAAUACUGCGCUGCUAUAACUCAUGCCAAUAAAGAAACGGAUUGAAAAUAGCAGAGCUAAUCAUUUCCUCUCGCUUACACUAUACUUCUGUACCUAUAGUGUGUGAGGGAGAUGGAAUGAUUAGCGCCAUUUCGUUUAGAAUAGUUUCUUUAUUGGCAUAAGUUAUACUGUUUCGCUUCGCAGUGUGACGUGAUUCAUACAGUUCCUUGUAUUAUGUGUUCCUUGUGUGAUGUUUUGACGCGUUUCUUUCGCGUCUUAUCUAUCCAGGUCCUUAGAUCUAGUCUAUUCGGUCGCGAUCUGUCAACGCGAGUAAACUGUCAAGUUGACAGUUACCAGUUGUCAUCUCAUACAAAAAUGUUAAUUUGACAGUUUGUAUAAGAUGACAGCGACUAAAGUAAAAAUCGCUAAAUGUCAUUAAAAAGCUAUGGAAUACGAGUAAGUCCUGUCCCGGACUGUGUUGGCUGCGGAGUGAGAUGGUACUACGACACUGCCCUAACUUGUUAACGUUGUAUAAUAUUGAUUUAGUCUCUCCUAACUGAUGCGCGACAGAAUUAUCGACAGACGGAUUAUUAUGGGUCCUGCUACUGUUGUAGCAAACGAAUAAAUAGCCUUACUUAGUGUCCAAUCGAAGCCGAUCAAUCGGCUAUUGCCACAUUCGGCCGAAGCCACAAUUCAAGAUUCGCUAAAAUUUUUUUAAAAGUUUAUGUUAAAUGUUGUCUUGUUGAAUUUGUUAUAAAUACCGUUAUUCGUUUAUUUUCGGUGCUUGCUAGAAACCGGUUUCGGAUGCGGUGCGUAAAAAGCGGCGGCGUGCAGAUCAUAGAGGCAUAAAAGCACUGCUUACCCUAGUUAAAAUAGCUUAGAGCUCAUUUUUCUUUAUGACCUGCCAGGUAAAUAGCUACUUCCCUGACUAACGCUUAUCCUGACUUCAAACACUGUGCACGCCAGUGGUAGAGAGCCAUGUGCCCCUCCGACCUAGUAAAGGUCAUAGCACACAUAUCAAUCAACUCGGAAAGUCUCAAUACGAGACAGAUUUAUGUAAGAGACAUACAUCUGUCUCGUUUUAACUCUAGUCUAAGCAAAGUCAGAGUGUGCUCAUCACCAUUAGUGUGCAUUUCAUACAUUCAUUGUUUCAUACAAAGAAUACUUGACAGCUUGAAUUAAUCCAAUGAAGUUAAUAUGUUGCUAUGACCUUAAACCAGCUCUCAUUCUCGUUCAAAGUCAUCUGCUAGAUUUUCGCAUCCGUCUAGAAUACUCGAUAAAGAUUAUAGGAUAAUUGUUAUGUAGCUAAGAAGGACUCGAAUGAAAAUAAUGUCUCUUAAAGUAUAUUAAAUAAGAUUCUUAUAUAACAAUUAAAUUGUACAGAUGGAAAUGCCUUGACUUCGUUGAUAUAAAAGAAUAACAUACAGUGCCCGGCAGGAAAUAUUGUAGAUCGAACUUAAGAAAGAGAUAACGCUUUCGUAAAGCGUUGUCUCUGUCGUUGAGACCGACGAAACGUCACAUAGGUAUGAGCGAUAGAGACAACUCUCUACGAAGCCGAAAUCUCUUUCUAAAGUUCUAUGUAUACUAUUUGCUGCUGGGUACCUUUAGGGCAAGAUCACAUUGCGUAUCUCUCCUAAUUCGUAUCAAGCCACAGAUUGGCUGAACUGAGGGUAUUCUUGCAGUAAAUGCAUUUUAGCCAAUAGCGAGAGUGUUGGCCAAUCAGAGGUAAUUGCGAUCGUCACACUGUAGCUGUCAAACUACGGCGGUAAAUAUAUAGCGUAUGAAGGCCAGCGCAGAUAGAAUUAUAGUAAACGACGUAAGCAACUCUGCGGUUAUUGAAAUAUCGACUUUAUCUAAAUAUGAAUAGAGUUUAGAAUAACCCGAGGUUGGGAAGUUGGCGGUUUGAUACUCCUUGCCUUGGGAGUGCACAUAUUAAAGUCCGUUCGUCAUCACCUGAUCUCUCUCCGGUCGUGUCGAAUUGCCAUCCCAUUGGAUUAUGAAUAGUGGUGGAAUAGAUUGCAUCUGUAAUAACUAAUAACACAUGCUAGUUGCCAAACAAAAUAAUACGGCCAGUUCUAUCUUCAUACUAAUAGCAACUCUAUUAGAAUGGUAUACGGUCGAUAUUUCAAAUAUCCGCAUUUGCAGUUCUUUCCGUGUUGGUCCUAUGCUACGGGUAAAUUCAUGAACAAUGCUUGGUACGUAGAUAGAGACGUUAAUAGGCUAGGUGAAAAUAAUACUAAUAAUAAAAAGUUAAACGAAAUUCUUCAGCGUUAUUAAAAAAAAAAACAUGUAAAGGCUUGCGCAUAUUAUGGCUGGCAGACUGAUGACGCCGUCGCGCUUCUGGUUGGCUGUAGUCUGCGCUUACCUUUAUUGUGUUUCCUAAUAAUUUAAACCACAAUUUUUUCCCCUACUUUAAAGUAUUUUUGUAUAGAAGCUUUUAUUUUUUUAUUACUUUAGCAAUUUCUAGGGCGUGUCUGUAAAGGCCAAGUAUCGUGAAUAAUUUUAAGGCCAAGGACAAAUCUAGUGAAAAUCCGCGGGCUGAAAAACGUUAGCGGCAUUCCCUUUGAACGUGUCAUACGAAAUGUUAGGAGAGCGUCUUAUUUGGGCGACCAAGACGUUCCCGCGCAUUUUCCUUACUUAGUCACUUACUCCUUUGCGAAUAUUUCAGAGAUGCGGGUUUCAGCUAGAUUUGUCCUUAUAUAACUCGUGUUAAUAAAGAAACAAAUGCUAGACGAGAGAAAAAAAAAGAAACAAAUCAAAAUAAUUCCCUCUCAUUUACACACUAUACCGGUGUACAGAGUGUGAGUGAGACAAUGCUUAGCGCUAUUUCGUUUCGAUUCGUUUCUUUAUUGGCACGAGUUACAAUUAAAAUAUAUGUAAUUGAUGCAAUAAGAUGACCUUUUUUAUUGUAUACUAUUUCGGUUUUAGGUGUAUUUAAUUACUGUUAAUUUUAAUCUUAUUUAUGCCUAUCGAUAUUCGAUUGUAAAUUGAAUAUUAAAUUAUAAGUGAUUCCAAAUCAAUUUGUUAAAUAUAUUAUAUUGCAAAAUGAACAAAAAAUUUACUAAGGCACUUGGAUCUAAUGUACAAUCAUACUGUACUAGUGUUGCGAGUGAAAAAAUAAUAUCUUUUCAUCUAAGUAUUGAAAGCUUAUAGAAACUUUUUUUAGUUAUUUGCUUUCAUCAUGUACAUUUUUUUUUAACAAAGCUGUGACGUCCCUUUAUGAUAUUGCAAAGUAAAUAUUUCUAUAUUAAACAUAGUAGAUACUUCCAUAUUAAGUAUUUAAUAUCGAAUAUUUAAGAUACUACCGAUAUCUUAAAACAAUAAUGAUAACACUAUCGAAUCGUUAUGAUUGAUAGAAUCAAUGAAUACACGCAAAAUAUUUCUCAAGCUAUUUUAGUAAACGUCUCAUUUGCGAUUUACUGAUAAUAUUUUAGUAAAUUACAUGAAUCAAAGUGCUCAAAAUUGAUCAAAGAUAAAUAUUACGUGAUAUGUCUGAUAGUUGUUUAUUUAUUUUAACAACUAUUUGAUUAAAAUUUAUUUGGUUUUUGUUUUAAAUUGAUCAGUUUUUACAAGGGAAUGCAACUCUAGUGAGGUCCAAGCCUAAAAUAUUUCAAAAAAUCAUGAGGUAUCGUGGGACGCCUAACAGAAUCCAAGCUUCUUACUUGCAAAUUGUAUAUAAAAUCUUGUUCGCUAUCUCGCUCACUCUCGGGCAACAAUACGCGCUGCCCAGCCAAUGAAGUUUUCAAAAUAUGAAUAAGUUUAAGUUUAUAGGGUUAAACUUCUUGUGUUUUCAUACAAAUUGGUUUGGAAUAAACCCUACAUGAAUAGUUGGAUGGUUUUAUGAGAAAUGGCUCCCCAUUUGUACCGGGAACAUUGAAAUGUAUGUAAUAUAAAGCUAGUUGACUCUUUCUUAUGUAAAAGAGACACCACGUAGAAGAGAGAGAUGAAAUAUAAAACCAAUGUUAUACCUUGGCAGUUUUAUUUGAUUCUAACAGAAAUCGAAACCGUUAUAACACAAACUGAUUUUUGAAGGAUUAUUUAAAAUAUUUUAGAUUUUUAUCUGAAUUUAUUUAAGUUUUUUAAAAUUCGUUUUUAAUUAUAACAAUUUCAAUCCAAAUCAUAAUUUGAAUUCUGAAUGAAAUAAACAGUUGUAGAUACCUACAAGUAAUGAUAUAUUUUUUUUUAAUUAUCUGUACUAGUACACAGUAAAGAGGCAAAAUGUUCGAAGAAAGAUUUUAUUUAUAAAAUUACAACAAAAAUAUGCAUACGAAACUACUUUUUUUAAAAGAAUAUUACCCAUGGCUUUAUUAUAAAAUAAAGUAUAAUGUACUUGUACAUACUUUAAAUUAAAAAACUGAAUAUGAAUCGAAUAAAUUGUGUUCCAAUGCGCUAUGUUACGAUUUCUAUUACGAAAUCGGAUUAUACUGCUAAGAUUUAUUGACUGAGUCUAAAAUAUUAUAAUGUAAUGAAUUUGUUGUUAGCGGACUGAAUUCGGGAGUCUUGUAACUUGUUUCAAUAUAACAAAUCCAAAAUCA